Messenger RNA from Papilio xuthus (Asian swallowtail), 2287 nucleotides. RefSeq names its product SNF related kinase (gene Snrk). Gene Ontology annotation, biological process: intracellular signal transduction; protein phosphorylation. Bases 314 to 2287 code for a protein of 657 amino acids. Gene Ontology annotation, molecular function: ATP binding; protein serine/threonine kinase activity. Gene Ontology annotation, cellular component: cytoplasm. The transcript has 8 exons. The record is from RefSeq and is a predicted model, not a curated record. Lineage: Eukaryota; Metazoa; Arthropoda; Insecta; Lepidoptera; Papilionidae.
GUACAAUCAAAUAAUUUACGUGGAAUUUUGUUUUAGAAAACAACCGUUUACAUUUCUGAACUGAAUUAAAGAAAUGGCGAAAUUGAGGCUCUCGGAACAUCUAUUUUUCGUUCGAUAAUUCCAAUUUUCUAACUAAAAUAAUGCAAUGUUAUCAGUCUGUUUUCGAUAUUUACUGUUAUUUAUUUUAAGUGACUUAUUUGUACGGUAGUGACUCCUAUGAAUCUUAUUGUGUUAACAACAUUUUGUUGCAGUGCUGGGUAUCUAGUCAGUUUUAAUUUAUAAAUUGUUUCCACUGUUCAGUUUUAGAGUUACAAUGAAUAACUGUGGAUCUGGAGUUGGAGCUGCAAUGGCCACAGGCGCUGGUGCUUACGACACCAAAAUAGCUGGCUUAUACGAUUUGCUUGAUACUCUGGGUUCUGGACAUUUUGCUGUUGUGAAAUUAGCAAGACAUGUAUUCACUGGUGAAAAAGUUGCUGUGAAAGUGAUUGACAAAAGUAAAUUAGACGAGGUCUCAAAAUCCCAUUUAUUUCAAGAGGUUCGUUGUAUGAAAUUAGUACAACACCCCAAUGUGGUGAGAUUAUAUGAAGUAAUUGACACACAGACUAAACUAUACCUAAUAUUAGAGUUAGGUGAUGGAGGAGAUUUAUAUGAUUAUAUAAUGAAACAUGACUCAGGUCUCUCGGAAUCUCUAGCUCGUGAUUAUUUUCGCCAAAUCGUGCGUGCAAUCUCAUAUUGCCAUAGAUUACAUGUUGUGCAUCGUGACUUGAAACCGGAAAAUGUAGUGUUCUUUGAAAAGUUAGGUGUAGUAAAAUUGACUGAUUUUGGUUUUAGUAACAAAUAUUGUCCAGGACAAAAGUUAGAGACAUCAUGUGGAUCCUUGGCUUAUUCAGCCCCUGAGAUUUUAUUAGGUGACUCGUAUGAUGCACCUGCGGUUGACGUCUGGUCACUAGGUGUAAUUUUAUACAUGUUAGUUUGUGGUCAAGCACCAUUUCAAGAAGCAAACGACAGUGAAACGCUUACAAUGAUCAUGGAUUGUAAAUAUACUAUACCACCACAUAUAUCAAAUUCUUGUAAAAGGUUAAUAGGAAGAAUGCUAGUCAGAGAACCGGAAAAACGGGCUACUCUGUCCGAGAUAGCAACAGAUCCGUGGGUGACCGCCGGGGAGGGCAUAGCUGUGGAAGAUUUUGAUGCUCCCCUUGUUACAAAGGAACAGCUAUCAGAAGAAGACCGAACAGCUAUUUUACAGAGGAUGGUUAAUGGUUCUAUUGCAUCAAAAGAACAUAUAUUGGAGUCUUUAGAAAAGAAUGAUUACAAUCACAUAACUGCCACAUACUAUCUGCUUGCGGAAAGGAAAUUGCGAGCUAAAAGGCAAGCGGCGCGGGCGGCGCGGCGGCCGGAGGCGCUGGGUGUGCCACUGGGGACGUCGCGCGGCCGCUCUCUGCUGGCCCCACCGCCGCACCACGCCGCACCCCGCACACCGCAAGAUGCACCGCCGCGUUCCCGCAAGUGCAGCAUCGUGCGGGAGGAGGAGGACGACGAGGAGGCGGGCGCGGUGUGCGCGGGCGGGGGAGCGGGUGCGGGGCGCGCGGCGGAGGCGAGACGCGGCAGCCGCUCGGAGGGUCGCCUGCAUCUAGCUCGCCCCGCACAGCUCGCAGACAACCUUACUAAGGUGAACUUGGACGACGGCGCUACGGUUUGCGUAUCGGAGACGCGCCGCGCGAGCGCCACGGACGGCACGCCGGCGCCAGCGCGCGUGCCGCCCCCCGCCCCACCGCCCGCUCGCCGCCAGCGCCUCGACUGCCGCCGUCGUCGCCCGCGUGCCGGAUCCUGCUCAUCCUCGGACCUCUCCGACGACGACUCCGAGAAGAAGAAGCGCGCCGCCGAGCAGACCGAGGCUCCACACGAGCGCGCGCGCCGCGACUCCCACGAUGACUCCAGCGACAGCCAGGAGCGCGGCGGCGCAGCGGGCGCACGACGGCAGGCGUCCCGGCCCGCGCACCCCGCACAUCCCGGCGGCGGCACGCCCAGCGGCUCCGGCGGCGCAAGCGGGGGUUCGGCGGGUGAUGCUCGCGGCGGCUCCACCGGUGGCCGGCGAAGGCGCGCCGCGCGCAAAGAGAGCAGGUUGCGCGAGUCGCGCUCGCUGAACCGCAUAGCGGAGGUGGAGGAGGCGGCGGCGGCGCGCUGGGCGGGCGGCGGCCUGGUGGCGAUGUGCGGCCGCCCGCUGCUGCGCCUGCUGGCCGCCGCGCGCCCCGCGCCCACCGCACGACGUCUGCACGGACUAUGCUAA